UGAUAAACCUUAUAAAUGUGAUGUUUGUGAGAAAGCAUUCAGCCAGACAAAUCACUUACAGACACACAUGAGAACACAUACAUGUGAUAAACCUUAUCAAUUUGAUGCACAUUCUGGUGAUAAAUCUUUUGAAUGUGAUGUGUGUGGGAAGGCAUUCAACAAUUCAGGGAACUUACUGAAACACAUGAGGACACAUACAGGAGACAAACCUUAUAAAUGUGAUGUGUGUGGGAAGGCAUUCAGCCAGUCACAACACUUACAGAAGCACAUGAGAACACAUACGGGUGAUAAACCGUAUACUGUAAAUGUAUUAUAUUUGGCGUGUAGAAUAUUUGGCGGAAAUUGGAUUUUCAAGAAGUUGGCGUAUUACAGUAAAUGUGGGGUUUGUGAAAAGUUAUUCUCCCGGAAAGAUAACUUACAAGGACACAUGAGAAUACAUACAGGUGAUGAACCUUACAAAUGUGAUGUAUGUGAGAGGGCCUUCAAAUAUGCCACUGAUUUAAAAAGACACAAGAUGACACAUACUGGAAAUAAACCUUAUAAAUGUGAUUUCUGUCUAAGCGCAUAUUGUAAAAAGUCAGAUCUAGACAAACACCGGAAGAUACACACGUGUUAUUAACAUGUUAAAUGUGUGUAGUAAAUCGUUCAACUGAUCUAUAUACAGAAAUAUAGAGACGAGAAACUUAAGAAUUUUCGGAAAGGUAUUCAAUCAAUUACUAAUGCAUACGUAAAAAAUCUAGAUAUAGAUAUAUAGAGGCGAAAAACCUUAGUAUUGUGAUGUGUUUGGAAAAUUAAGCACAGAUCUAGCAUUUAAAGUAACUUACAUAAACUCAUGGUGACGCAUUUCAAAUAAAUGCAAAACCGUACAAAUAGCAUUUAAAGUAACCUACAGAAUCUCAUGGUGACGUAUUUCAAACCUUACUAAUGGGAUGUUUGUGGAAAGUCAUUUGGAAAAAGGCAUAGAUGAAGAGCCAUUUGUGGAUACAUAAAGGUUUGAAAGCCUAUACCAGAAUACCUCUGGAAACAGAAUAGAUUGGUGAAAAACUCACAAAUUUGAUUCAACCGAUAAUUUCGCUUGAAGAGGCAUAAAAAGACACAAACAGGCGAGAUACCUUAGUGUUGUAUAGAGACACUUCUUGGCGCUUUUCAAUGAAAAACUUUACAAUAAAAAAAAACUUUACAAUAAUGAUGUUUGUAGGAAGUCAAUUGAAACAGACCUAUACAUAGAGUUUAAAAUUUCAUUUUUUAUGUAAUUGAGAAAUCAAAAAAGAUAGAUACAUCUGGAAAUUUAAAUAAAUUUAACAGUGAUUUGUUCCAUAAAUCUUUUUAAGAGAAAAAUGUCUGGUACAGAUAUGUACACAUAUAAGUAAAGUCCUUGUAAAUUGAAGUAAAAUAAUUUGGCAAGAGUAGUCUGACAUUAAUUAAAAAAUCCUUUUAUGUUACAGUUUAAUUAGCCAACGUUGGCCUUUGCUUACAUAAAUGUUGGAGUUGGUAUUUCUAGAUGAAAAUCUUUGAAAAUAUUUUCAAUUAGUCUUGGUUAAAAAACAAUGAACUCCUUUGUGUGAUGUAAAUUUGAUUGAAAUAUUGCGGAGAAAUUGAAGAUUUUUAUUUUAUCCUAUUUAUGAAAUUUAUUUUAAUAUGAUUGUCCUUAAUUACAUGUUGAUGAAAUGAAUCUUAAAUGCUUUGAUUAGUUGUUCAUGUGUGUAUUUAUUAUUCGAACAUGUACGUAUUUCGUAUAGUAUGAUGCAUAAUACUAGUAUAUUCAUAUACAAUGCAAAUUGUAUCAAUUUAUAAUUGUGUUCUGUAUUGUUUUGCUUUUUCAGUUAAAAUCAGACUAAUAAAAACAUUG
Molecule: messenger RNA, 1849 nt
Organism: Saccostrea cuccullata (small rock oyster)
Lineage: Eukaryota; Metazoa; Mollusca; Bivalvia; Ostreida; Ostreidae
Product: zinc finger protein 492-like
Exons: 2
Coding region: 68-619 (183 amino acids)
Biological process (GO): regulation of transcription by RNA polymerase II
Cellular component (GO): PcG protein complex; transcription regulator complex; chromatin
Molecular function (GO): RNA polymerase II cis-regulatory region sequence-specific DNA binding; DNA-binding transcription factor activity, RNA polymerase II-specific
Source: RefSeq, a predicted model, not a curated record